This is a messenger RNA of Eupeodes corollae, 2720 nucleotides long. RefSeq lists its product as uncharacterized. The coding region runs from base 1582 to 2364 and encodes 260 amino acids. The record is from RefSeq and is a predicted model, not a curated record. The transcript has 2 exons. Lineage: Eukaryota; Metazoa; Arthropoda; Insecta; Diptera; Syrphidae.
UAGAAUGGGUACAUUCCACGGUUCUAGAAAUAUACAGGUGCCUCAGAGAGGAGUAUAAGGAUCUGAGUGUCAAAGAACUCGUGUACGUGGCCGUUGAUCGCUAUAAUAACACCAUACACUCUGUGACAAAUAAGAAACCAUCAGAUGUAUUCUUUAAUAGGUCACAGAGGAUUAACUAUCAAAGCCUUUUAAACAUACGUCAAAAGAUUAAUAACGACCUUAGGGGAAUUAUUAGGAAAAAUAUGGAUGCUAGGAAUGCUAGAAGAAAUCUGAAGAGAGUGGUUCCCAAAAAGUAUAAAAGAGGUGAAGUCGUUUAUGUGGCUACAAAAGGCAUUAAAAGUAAAAACAAGCCUUUAUAUAGAAAAGAAAUUGUAGCCAAAGACAACAAGGUUACUGUAACGACAGAAAGUGGAAAAAAAUCCAUAAAGCUCACCUCAAAAACAUUCGGUAAAUAAAAAAAAAAUUGAUCUUCUUUGACCCCUUAAAAAAAAAAAAAAAAAAAAAAAAAAAAAAAAAAAAAGAAGAGUGGGCCCAGGCCUUGUAUGAAAAAUUAACAAAUAAAAAAAACAAAAUGUUCAAAUAUGCCUAGGAGUUAGCCUCACGAAACAAGGGGCCGGUUCACUAAAAAAUUACUUAAACGUAAUAAUGGUGGUGUUGGCCCUCGUACCCUAGUAGGCUGUUUGAAAAUUUAACCUUACAAGCCAAAGCGGAACAAUACGAACCUUCCGAUCCAGUGACUACCCCGAAAAUUUAAUGGAGAGCUAACUCAUCAGGCGUCAUAAAUAUGAAAAAUCAUUUAUCAUUACAAAAAGAAAGAAACUAAUGUAAACAGAGUACAACAUUAAUUGAAUUACAAAAUUGUAAUAAGACAAUAAUUGAUUUGCAUACGUGCAAUUGUACAUUCGUAUACGUACAAAAAUAUAUACUAAAUUUAUAUUCUAUAAAUUAGAUUUUAAGAAAUUUUAUAAAACUGUGCUUAAUAAAUAUUGAUUACAUAUACAUUACAGAUUAGUAGUUCUUUUCACUCCCAUGCAGACCUUGCAUAUAUUCGCUUACGAAUCACCGGUGGUAACGAUUAAAGAGACAAACGCCUGGAUAGCAAACGGAGUUUUUAAACUCAUACAUGUAAUCGACUUGAACAAAUACGACACACUUGUACAGGAAACCGAACGACUUACGUUUAAACAUUUAAAGGACGAAGAAAUGCGGCAUAUUCUGAACUAUCACAUAACUCAGGUCAAACAAAGGAUAAAUGAAUUAAGAGACACGAAAACGAGGCAGGUUAGGUCAGUGAAUUGAAUAGGAACUGCCUGGAAAUGGAUAGGUGGUUCUCCAGACGCAACUGACUGGGACAAUCUUUUAAAAGAACAGACAAAGAUCACAGAAAACAAUAACCGACAAUACGUUAUCAACAGGAAAUUGUUUGAUAAGACUCAGGAAGUAACGGAGAAACUUAAUAAACUAAUCGAACGCUAUAAUAACGCUAUUGAAAAAACAGAGACAGACAAACUCAGACAUGACUUACUCGAUAAGAUACUUAUUUUAAAAGAAGGAGUUAAUGAGAUAAUAAGAGCCUGUCAAAUGGCCAAGAACGGUAUCGUCAAUAGCAAUCUUUUGGACUCAGAAGAAAUUAAUACCAUAGUGAACGAACUCGAAACUCUACCUUACCAAAAUGUUGUAGAAGCUGUCGAAUACGGACGACCUUCUGUAUAUUGUAAUGGUACAUUGCUCCUUUACGUACUAUCUAUACCGAAAAUUGACCCUAAGGUUCACCACCUAAUCACCGUUCAUGCAGCGAUUAGAAACAACAAACAAGUUGACUUAGACUACUCCAGACUAUUACUAAGCCAUGACGCAACUUACGGAUUAAAUGAAGAUUGUGAUAACAUAGGUAACACCUCGGUGUGUAACGAAAACAUACUUAAAAAACUCCCAGAAAACUCUUGCAUUUCUAGACUUCUUAAGGGUGGAAAUGCAUUAUGCAACUACAAAACGACAAACGAAGAAAUCAUAGAAAUGAUCGGAGAAAAUACAGUUUUCCUUACGAAUUUUAAUGGCUCUAUUUUAAAUAAAAACUCCUCUAUUCCUUUAGAAGGUACCUACCUGAUCCAGCUAGACAACGAGAUGGUUCAAAUAAAGGAUAAGACGUAUAACAAAAUCUGCUUACUCCUAACAGUCGUAGCUAUCAUCUUUCUACUCUGGAAAAAAAUCUAUGGGAAAGCUAACAUCCCGGAGCUUCGCUUGUCGUUCCGUGGAAAACCAAUACCAGCACUUCGACCUACCCUAGGGACCAAUGACAUCAAGGAAACAAAAGGUUGCUGCCCUCAAUGUUCAACGGAUGAUCUGCGGGACGCAGAUAUUUGAAGGGGCGGCAGUUAACACGAGCAGGCAUUGACCCAGCAUAUAAAAUGCCAACGAAGCACACGAGCUUCCGUCGAAUAAAGUCAAUGCGUUCCCACCGGGAAAUCCGAUUCCAGGUGAAUGUUCGAGGUUGCAUGGGAACUUCAAUUGCAAUAUUAGAACUUGAAUUGCAAUAUCAGCACUUAAUAUUAUAUUGAUUAAGCUUGAUAGAGAAUUAUAUUCAUUUUGGCAUUCAUUCUUAAAGUUACCGCAGAACAAUAAAGUGCAACUUAUAUUCCUAUUGAAAUUCUCUUGUUUUAUUUCCGAGCAGUUGGGCUCGAAGAAAAUAUUUUUUUAAUAAUAACCGUGGUUAAAUCCUU